AUGAUGAGCAUCGUGAGCGUAGACGCAGUUCCGGCACACUUGAUGGACAAGGCGGCUGUCGACCAGAACUACGACUUUCUGCCCUCCUUCUCCGAGGACGCCGGCGCCUUCGGGAGGCAGCUGCUCGAGGCGCGCAAGCACCGCUUCGAGAAGCUUCGGCGCCUGAUGUACACCGACCCGGAGAAAAUAAAGCGUCGCAGCGAGCUAUCGCUGCCCAUCCUGGCUGUGAACGCCUUCUACAUGCCCGUCUUCCACGUCAUUUUCGUUACUGGCGCCAUAAUGCAGUCGCCGUUUGCCGUGGGCACGGAUGAACCGGCCAUCAAUUACGGCAGCCUGGGACGUAUCAUCGGGCACGAGCUGUCGCAUGCGUUCCAAGAGAGCACCUCGUCCCUCGACGAGCACGUGCAACCGCUCACGCUGUACAGCCCGUCGUCGCACAAGGAGUUCCUCGGCCGUCUCGCCUGCCUCACCAAACAGGUCAACGACGGUUCAGGCAGCCAGACUUUGGGCAACAACUCCAUCUCGGAGACGUUCGCCGACAACGCCGGCAUCCAGAAGGCUUACCUGGCCUUCAAAGCGCGGCUGCAGUCCGAUCCACUGCUGAACGUCAAGCCGUCCAACCAGCUGGGUUACACGGCGCAGCAGCUGUUCUUCGUCAGCGGCUGCUUCGUGUUCUGCGCCUUCCAGGGCUACGCGUUCGACCACAACACUGUGUACCCGCCGCCGUUCCUGCGUUGCAAUAUGCCCGCUAUGAACACGCGCGACUUCGGAGCCGCCUUCAGCUGCGCCCAGGGCGCGCCCAUGAACCCUAUCAUUAGAUGCAACUUCCACUAA
Dermacentor silvarum is the source of this 834-nucleotide messenger RNA. RefSeq names its product neprilysin-1-like. Bases 1 to 834 code for a protein of 277 amino acids. Gene Ontology annotation, biological process: protein processing. Gene Ontology annotation, cellular component: plasma membrane. The record is from RefSeq and is a predicted model, not a curated record. Gene Ontology annotation, molecular function: metalloendopeptidase activity. NCBI's taxonomy places the organism in Eukaryota, Metazoa, Arthropoda, Arachnida, Ixodida, Ixodidae. The transcript is spliced from 3 exons.